Limanda limanda (common dab) is the source of this 4952-nucleotide messenger RNA. RefSeq names its product desmoglein 2 like (gene dsg2l). Lineage: Eukaryota; Metazoa; Chordata; Actinopteri; Pleuronectiformes; Pleuronectidae. Gene Ontology annotation, biological process: homophilic cell-cell adhesion. The transcript has 14 exons. The coding region runs from base 120 to 3596 and encodes 1158 amino acids. Gene Ontology annotation, molecular function: calcium ion binding. The record is from RefSeq and is a predicted model, not a curated record. Gene Ontology annotation, cellular component: desmosome; plasma membrane.
UGAGGCAACAAUACACACACACACACACACACAAAGAGAGAGAGGGAGAGAGAGACACACACCGACAGUGAAUAGGAGUGGGUUCGGAUUCAACAAGUCUCCAUUUGUCCAACAAGUCGAUGGCUCCGCUGCUGAGGUGCUGCGCUUUGACCCUGCUGCUGUUCUUCUUGACGCUGGAUCCUGGGGCAGCAGAAGGAAAUGGACCCCGGUUACAAAGAAAGAGAAGAGAAUGGGUCGUCGCCCCCAGAAAGCUGAAGGAAAACCACGACUACACCGGCAAUGCGUUUAUCGCCAAAAUUCGCUCGGAUAAAGAAUACAACAGGACGAUAUUUUAUUUCUUAAAAGGACCUGGUGUCGACCAACCGCCUAUGGGAAGAUUUUCUGUCGACCGUAAUACUGGUUUUAUUAAAGUCCAUUCCAUUCUGGACCGAGAGGAAAUCGCCAUCUAUCAUUUACAAGGUGAGGGCAGAUUCAAAAACGGUGAACCCGCUGAGAUCGAUAUCAAUAUUACUAUCGCUGUUGUGGAUGAGAAUGACUGCAGUCCAGUCGUUAAGGUUGAGCAGGUCGGAUCGGUCAACGAAUCCAGUGCCGCAGGUACUGUUGUCAUGAGAGUGAUUGCUACUGAUGGAGAUGAAGCGGGCACACUCCACACCAAACUCUUCUACAGCCUUGUCGAGGAGACUAACACGGACGGCAUGUUCUCCAUCAACUCUCAAACUGGAGACAUCAUGGUGCGACGGACCGAUCUGGAUAGAGAGCUCAAAGAUGCCUACAGCUUGGGCGUCAAAGUCUCUGACAUGAAUGCACCGUCAGGAGGAAACUCAGGAUCCGGAGUAGUUAACAUAAAAAUUCUGGACAUAAAUGACAAUGUGCCAUACUUGGAGAAAGAAAUGUACGAAGGGAGCGUGAUGGAGAACACCAUCAACACGGAGGUGAUGAGGAUUUCAUCCAUGGACAUGGAUAUGAUGAACACUGAAAACUGGGAAGCUGUCUAUGCAAUCGAUUCAGGGAACGAGGGAGGCUAUUUCAGUAUCCAUACUGAUGCCAAGACCAACGAGGGAGUCAUCAUGGUUAACAAGGCGCUGGACUAUGAGGAACUAAAGGCCCUCAACUUGGGUGUGUCCGUCGCCAACAAAGCGGCGUACAAUUUUGGUAGUAGCUCAUCAUCCAGUUCAUCCGCCACCUCCAAAUCCUACCCUGUGAAAAUCAAUGUGGUCAAUCAAAAAGAAGGGCCCCGUUUUCAGCCAGGUGUGAAAGUGGUGACCAUCUCUGAGGACCAAUCCUCCAUCGACCUCAAAAAAGUCUUCACCAAGUACGCCGCUAUCGACAGUGACUCACUGAUGCAAGCCACCAACGUCAGAUAUGCAAAAGUCCGCGAUGAAGGCAACUGGUUGAUCGUUGAUCCAGAGACAGCAGAAAUCAGGCUGAAUAAACUACCUGACAGAGAGUCCAAAUUCUUGGUCAAUGGAACAUAUUAUGCUGAAAUAAUAUGUAUAUCCGACGAUAAUCCCUCCAAAACAGCCACAGGCACCAUAGCCAUUCAGGUGGAGGACUUCAAUGACCACUGCCCAAAACUGACGACAACAGCUCAGACCUUGUGCCUCGAGGAGAACGUCAUCUACGCCACAGCCGUGGACGAGGACGAUUUCCCCAAUUCAGCGCCGUUCGAGUUCACUGUGAUUGGGGAGGAGAUACGUCAGAAAUGGACAGUGGAGCAUUUUAAUGCUACCACUGCAAUUCUCAGAGACAACGCCGAAUUGUGGCCAGGCGUCUACCAAGUGGCCGUGGAGGUCAAGGACCAGCAGGGGAAAUCGUGUGAUGAGGUUCAGACGAUAGAUGUAACCGUGUGUACGUGCGAGGAGGUCACCAAAGUGUGCGCUCCACUCAAGGAGAAGAAAAUAGGUUUAGGAGCUGGAGGGAUCCUGCUUCUGCUCCUGGGACUGCUGCUGCUGCUGCUGUUGCCGCUUCUGCUUUUGUUCUGCCUGUGUGGCGGUGCUCCACUCAGUGGAGAUUUCAAGGCAAUUCCAUAUGACAACAAACCGCAGCUGAUGGCAUUUCACACUGAGGGACAGGGAGAAGACAAGGAGGUUCCUCUUCUACGUGUCCCGAUAGAAGUCGACAGUGGCGGCGGGACCAUGCACCUCAAGAACGUCAACCACUAUGAGGCAGGCGGAUACCUGACAAAUGUCAAUGAAUCUGGACUACUGGUUGGAGGAGCAGGAUAUGGCGGUGGCAUGAAUACAUUGACAACAGAAGAGUUGCGCAGGUACAACAGUUACAAAUACAUUGCCGGGCAGGAGGCACAACAUCUAGGUGCAGGGAUGGGGGCGGAGUCCUCUGGAUACGGAGGUGGAGCCUUUGAUGGGAUGGCUCUGUCUGAACACUUCCUGCAAGAGUACUUUACCAAUAAAUCAAACCAUGCCACUCAAGAGUCCCAGCAGAAGGAUGGACUGCUGGUCUAUGACUAUGAGGGUAAGGAGUCUCUGGCGGGUUCUGUAGGUUGCUGCAGUCUUCUCGAGAACGAUAAUGAUCUCGCCUUCCUCGAUGACCUGGGGUCUAAAUUCAAAACCCUGGCAGAGAUUUGUCAAGGAUCGACCAUCGUGACCCAUUCGGCGAAUACAGUUGUUUCCAGCUCCCUACCAAGACCGGUGUCUCCAGUCAGGCCCUCCACCUCUUCCCACACGCACAUCGAGACUCACACAGAAUCAGUCAGGGACAGGGACCGUGUCCAUAUCAACACUGUGGACACCUCCAAUGUAGCAACCGGAUCCUCCACGAUCAUCCAGGAGGAGCGAAUUACUGAGAGAGCCCAGGUUCCUACGGUGCAAGUCCAGGAAAAUAUAAUGAUUCCCAGUCAGACCAUGCUCAUACAGCAGCCCUCUAUGUACUAUGCUGCUCAGCCCAUGUACGUAGUCGAGUCCCAGCCCCAGAUGAUGCUUGUGGCAGGGGGCGUCCAGCAGCAGGCAAUGGGUCAAAUGACUCAACUUGGGAUGAGUCAGGGGCUGAUGCAGGUUGGUGGUCUCCAAGGUUCUCAGGGUAUGGUCCUCGUAGACAGGCAGGUAGGAGUAAAUGGAGGGAUGGGGCAGAUGCAGGUUGGUGGUCUCCAAGGUUCUCAGGGUAUGGUCCUCGUUGACAGGCAGGUAGGAGUAAAUGGAGGGAUGGGGCAAAUGCAGGUUGGUGGUCUCCAAGGUUCUCAGGGUAUGGUCCUUGUAGACAGGCAGGUAGGAGUAGAUGGAGGCAUGGGGCAGGUGGCACAAGGCUUUUCGCAGGGGACCCUCUCCAGGUCCAGGAAGGUGAUGCUGGUGGAGAACGGGUCCACCGCUGGACAGCAAGGUGGACAAUUUUCGCAGGGAUUUAUUCAGAUGGGACCGGGUUCCACAGCGCAGGGCUUGGAGGUCAGAGGUCAGGGCUAUGAGAUGAGGGCUCCGAGUUUUACGAUGGGUUCCGUCGGCUCUACAGGAUUAAAUGAGGAUUUCUCUGGUCACACCCAAGUUUCUAUGGCCACACCCAAGUUUCAAGGGAGCAAGAAACAGGUUGUGCAACAUAAGAAAGUCACUGUCACAGAAAGAAAUGUUGAAUCUAAUACAAGAGCUUAAAGCAAACAUUUGCUUAGCAUAUCCACAAAUGUCAUACUUCUUAAUCUACUGAAACUUAUUUCAGUUUGUUAAAAUAUACUAAACAAACCUCUGGUAAUACAGAUUAAUUACUUGUUAAAUCUGGUUAAACUGGUUAAUGAAUAGUUAAGUCUGCUUUACCUAAAGUACAGCACUGUAUGUCCUCUACACUACUGCACUUAGUGAACACAUAGGGUGUGUUAUUUACUACUUGUCUGUCAUGGCCAUACAAUUACACAAUUCAUACAGUGUUGGUGUAAGGUUUAUAGCAGAACUGGGAGAAAACAACAGGUUAUAAGAGGCAUUUACAUGACAUGAGGGGGAACAGAAUAUCUAGGACUAGUCAGUGCAGGCACAAAAUGACAGACAUUAAAUCACUGUAUUUACUUUAAUUACACUAGCAAGGCUUUCAGUGUGGGAGCGGCCAAAGUAAACUAAACUAAAGCCGUCAGACAAACACUGCAUAUUCUCUCAUCAAUCUGCAAAUCUCCGGCUAAAUCGCCCAACUAAAGAGAAAACUGGAAGAAGUGGAGAAUGUAAAAGAUGGCCACAGUACGUCUCCCAGGGCAUAGAAAACGUUUUUUGAAUCUGUAAACAGGCGAUGGAACUCGUGUUCUCCUUUCUGGACCUUCCAACAACAUAUAAAGGAAUGGAAAAUGAUUACUAUAAAUUAAGUAUGUUUGAUUAAGUCAAUUGGACAAAAAAACUUGUGUAAAUAGUAUACUGCUGCAACCCACUGCUGCAAGUGUUGUAUAUUUUUGUGUGGUGUAUUUGUUUUUUGUAAUGUUUUAGCUGUAGCCUUGCCUUUAGCUGCUCUGCUGACCUUUGGAUUGUUUGACUUAGUUAUACUGUAACUAAGACCUGGGUGGGAAUUCCUGGGAGUACUGUAAAACUGAUAAAAGCACCGUCUGCAGCUGAAUCAAAGCCCGAUUGUCCGAAUGUUUUUAUCAGGAUGUUUUUAUUGCUAUGCAGCGUACUCGACAGAAAUCGUCAUUUUUAUUGUUGCACUCUCUAUUUUCUACAGAAUAAUGUGGGUUCUCGAGGAACUUUAAAAUUAUCCAAGCCUGUUAAUUUUGUUUAUAAAAAUGUAUAUUGUGACAUACUUUUUGUAUUGUUUUAGUUUUAUUGUGUGUUAAGGUAACAUCAUUUGGCUUUGUGGAUGGGAAGUGUCAAGCACUAAAAUUUGUUUUUGAUCAAGUUUAUAUUUUCCUAGUGAACUGCAUGAAUACAGCAGAUGUUGCUCUAGAACAGCAUAGUACUAAAAAUGUAUUAUAGUUAGGAUGUUUUCAUUUUAAAAGUGUUGCACGUCAUAACGUAAUAAAAUCUAAUUGAAAGAAA